GUCCACAACACCAAAACAGUCCAGACCGGCAAACAUUCAAGUCACCACGCCUUUCUCUUCGUCCCUGCCUUUGCUCUUGAUCCUUCUGAAACGGUCGCUCUCUGCACGCAGCCAGUGCCUACAUCAAUCGCAUACACGGCACACGACACAGCUGACCUAUAUACCUCACGACACAAGCACCACCGUCAUGUCAGGCUUCAUAACCACAAUUAACCCGCGCACUCGUGCACCGUUCAAGCCACAGAAGUCGAAUCGAGGCACAAGCAGCUGGCAGCUGAAGCAGUAUGCGGAGGCGACACUCGGCAGCGGCAGUCUGAGGAAAGCUGUCAAGCUGCCUGAGGGCGAAGAUAAGGACGAAUGGCUAGCUGUCAACAUCGUCGACUUCUACAACCAGAUCAACCUGCUCUAUGGAUCCAUCACCGAAUUCUGCUCGCCACAGAGCUGUCCUGAGAUGAAGGCGACUGACGAAUUCGAGUACCUCUGGCAAGACAGCGAGAACUACAAGCGGCCCACCAAGAUGCCUGCGCCACAGUACAUCGAGCAUCUGAUGGCGUGGGUGCAGUCCAACGUCGACAACGAGCAAAUGUUCCCCAGCCGUAUUGGCGUGCCGUUCCCGAAGACAUUCCCCUCUCUGAUUCGCAACAUGUUCAAGCGCCUGUACCGUGUCUACGCGCACAUCUAUUGCCACCACUACCCCGUCAUCAUCGAGCUCGGUCUUGAGCCCCACCUCAACACCAGCUUCAAGCACUACGUGCUGUUCAUCGACGAGCACGGCCUGGCAAACGGCAGCAAGGACUUCUGGGGACCGCUGGGUGAUCUUGUGGAGAGUAUGUUGAGGAGUGACUAAAUCGCUGCAGUGGAUGUUGAUGACAAUUUCGGUUUUUGGAUGCGAUCAGCAACCACAGCAUGGGACAGGCUUACGGCGUUGCGGAAAUUGGUACAUGCACGUACAUGGGGAUAUCCAGAACUUUCUUACGAUGUACGAGUAUUACGGACGCGAAUUGACCCGCAUAGCAUUUACUUCGCUUACGAUACGCC
This is a messenger RNA of Didymella exigua CBS 183.55, 1038 nucleotides long. RefSeq names its product maintenance of ploidy protein MOB2. The transcript has 5 exons. Bases 188 to 847 code for a protein of 219 amino acids. Lineage: Eukaryota; Fungi; Ascomycota; Dothideomycetes; Pleosporales; Didymellaceae. The record is from RefSeq and is a predicted model, not a curated record. Gene Ontology annotation, biological process: signal transduction; positive regulation of protein phosphorylation; cell division. Gene Ontology annotation, molecular function: protein kinase activator activity. Gene Ontology annotation, cellular component: nucleus; cytoplasm.